GAUAAAAUUAAAUAUGAAAGUUCUUCGAUGUAUCGACCCUCCAGAUCCAGUCAAGAAACAGUUAUAGUAAAUUAUUAUUAUUAUUAAAUAAAUAGCCUUUAUUUGGUUUGAACACCAAAACUAAACAGAGGCAUAGGAACGCAACAAAACAAUCAAUCGUGUUGCCCAGAAGAGUUUAUGCUGUUUGUUUUCAAUUCGCAUGGACUCAAAGCCCCAACCAUCAGCUUCAGGUAAUGGUCCUCCACCGAAGCCGUGGGAGGGGGCAGCAUCCUCAUCUGGGGCAGCACCUUUUAGGCCCCCAUCAGCAGGUAACACAAGUGAUGUGGUUGAGGCUUCAGGAACUGCAAAACCUGGGGAAAUAGUUUCUACUUCUGAUAGGAGUGCAACUAUCAAUAGGAAUACUCUUGGGAGGCCCCUUCCCACAAGGCCAUGGGAACAGAAUUAUGGAAAUACCAGCUAUGGAGGUUAUGGUUCCACAAUGAAUUAUAAUUCUGGAUAUGGAUCUGGAAUGUAUGGAUCCUAUGGUGGUGUAGGAGGGUCCUAUGGUGGAGGAAUGUAUGGUAACAGUCUGUACAGGGGAGGAUAUGGGGGCCUUUAUGGGUCAUCUGGGAUGUAUGGUGGUGGAAUGUAUAAUGGUGGCUUUGGCGGUCCAAUGGGUGGUUAUGGCAUGGGUGGUGAUCCUUAUGGAGCUCAAGAUCCCAAUAAUCCAUACGGUGCUCCUCCAUCGCCUCCAGGAUUUUGGAUUUCUUUUCUACGUGUGAUGCAAGGUGUGGUUAACUUUUUUGGCCGGAUUUCAAUUCUCAUAGAUCAGAACACACAGGCUUUCCAUAUGUUCAUGACUGCACUUCUUCAGCUUUUUGAUCGCUCUGGUUUAUUGUAUGGAGAGCUAGCUAGAUUUGUGUUACGGUUGCUUGGAAUUAGAACCAAGCCCAAGAAGAUUAACCACCCACCAAAUCCAAAUGGACUUCCACUACCUGCACCACACAAUGAGGACUAUAUUCAAGGAACAAAAGCUGCUCCAAGUGGUUCUUGGGAUAGGGUGUGGGAAAAUGACGCCAACAAAUGAUGUGGAUUUGUUUUGCUUAUAGAGUGAGUCCAAAUGUGAUAAAAGGAAUUGGGAAGCAGCUUUGGCAAUCCAAAUGAAGCUACUGAAGCUGCGAAAGUCAUGCAUAGGCUGGAACUUAAGUUCAGCAUGUUUUGCUAAGAUUGGUUUGUUUUACUGUAAAUGGCGUGUUCUUGUAAGAAACAAACUAGCAAUACAUGUACCUUUCUAGCAUUUACUCUGACUCGCGUUGGAUGCUGAUUCUAUAGAUGUAUUAUUUUGAAUUUCAAGUGCUACUUGCACGUGCUGUUCCUUUUCUGGGUACAAAUCCAUUUUGUUGUUGUUCGGAUAAACCAAUAGCAAAGACUUCACUUAAACUACUCAAUCUUCUUACCACUUGUUCUAGUAGCUUACGGUGGGAAAAACAAUUGAAUGGAAAAAAAAUAAAUCAUCUGCGUUGUCAUGUCCAAGGUUUCUUAAAAGGUACAAGAUGCUUCGGCAAUAUGCUACGAUGAGCUACUUGGAUGGAAGAUGAAAAUGAGAAAUUGCCACGUUUAUGGAUUGGUACUUCACUUGUGCUCCUCUUUUGAUAGAGAAUGCUGUAGUUUGGGGAUUGUAGGACUACUUUGUAAUUAUAUAUUUUUGGGAGAUUAGCUAGUAAUAAAAAGGAGUGAACAUAAAUAUAAUAAACCUGUAAUAAUAGGGUAUAUUCUUGCUGCACCACUACACAAGCUCAAGUUGUGCGCCGUAAAGGCAGCCACCCUUCAAAACAACAAUAUGAAAGAAAAAAGCAAGUGUGAAGAGAAUUAUAUCUUACAGGCAUAUCAGGUAGGACCAAAAAUACAUGGUGGCUAGCAAAACCUAUGAUUAAGAUCAAACAAAGUUGAAGGGAAAAAAGACUACCGAGGGUGAAAAGACAGUCCUUGGAAAAAAACAAUGAUGAAAUGGUAAAUAAACAAAAAUCAUUUUCUUUCAAAAUUUGCUGGCAGAGGAAAAUACUACAAAUUCCUGCUUCUCCACGGUACUCC
Molecule: messenger RNA, 2070 nt
Organism: Abrus precatorius (Indian licorice)
Lineage: Eukaryota; Viridiplantae; Streptophyta; Magnoliopsida; Fabales; Fabaceae
Product: peroxisomal membrane protein 13-like
Exons: 5
Coding region: 200-1066 (288 amino acids)
Biological process (GO): protein import into peroxisome matrix, docking
Cellular component (GO): peroxisome; peroxisomal membrane; peroxisomal importomer complex
Source: RefSeq, a predicted model, not a curated record